UAUUGCGUCACCAUAAUUUCCUCAAAUUCCUCAAAUUGAUUUCCCAAUCUCCAUUCAUUUGCCUAAAUACUGAACAUUUUCAACAUAUUGCAACGUUUUCUCCCCUGUCGUCUCCCAUGGCUGGCGUUAUGGAAACAGAGGAACAAGCAAGAAACCGUUUUCAGUUGGAGCUGGAGUUUGUUCAGUGCCUCGCUAACCCAAACUACCUGAACUUUCUGGCUCAAAGAGGAUACCUGAGAGAGAAGCCUUUUGUGAAUUACCUUAAAUAUCUACUUUACUGGAAAGAACCGGAUUAUGCUAAAUUCCUAAAAUACCCUCAUUGUCUGCACAUGUUAGAGCUGUUGCAGUAUGAGCACUUCCGGAAAGAGCUGGUAAAUGCACAAUGUGCCAAGUUCAUAGACGAACAGCAGAUCCUGCACUGGCAGCAUUACUCGCGAAAACGCACACGGCUACAGCAGGCUCUAGCGGAGCAGCAGCAGCAACAGCAGCCACAGGCUCCAUCCCACGGCAACUCCACCUCAAAAUGAGGCAGUCAACUGGGAUUUACUCUAUUUUACAGAGGCAUUUUUGUAAAUGGUCCAUUUUCAAGUGGACUUUUUCAAGUUUUGGAUUAGGACUAUCAGACUGCUCUCUUUAGGCCCUUAAUAUUAGGUCUAUUUAUGAGCCAUUGGCGAGAAAGGUAAAAGAGGUUGAAACUGGCAAAUUAUGAUGCCGCAAUGCAGUAAUAUAUUUAAAUACUUAAUAUAGAUACAAAUUUGAUUGUUUCUUAAUUACAUGUAUCACCAAGUCCUGUUUCAUGUUUAACCUUAUAAAUAAUAUUUUUUAUCAAGUUCAUGUAUGUGUUUUAGAAUGAAUAUGACCCAAAGCAAAAAGAAGACUUUUAAAGGUAGUAAUCACAUUAUACUGCAUAGAUGUUAUCUAUACAUACAUAGAUGUUGCAAAUGUUAGAUUUCAGUAUUUGGAAGCCUCCAAAUAAAAAAAAUAAAUAAAAAAAAGUUAAAAUAAAAUUAUUUUAUGGGUUUUUAGAGUUAAAUUCAGAGAAUUCAAAAUUUUCUUUGGCAUGAUUGUCUGAAUAUUAUCGUCACAAAAACAAAACUGUAAACACACAUUCUUUUUGUUAGAAAGCAUCUGACUGCCAAGAACAAAUAUAAAUGUGGUAUGCAGGCUACCCAAACACUAAAAACAACAGGCCCUCUGUUGGACUAAUACACUCCUCAGUCUUUUAGAUUUUAUUGUUAUGAAAAUGUUGAAAUAUUCACAGGACAGUUUUUUGAUUUUGAGAAUGGAAAUGGACACAAAUGGACAGACUUUUACUAACUUGAAAAGUGGGAAACUAAGUCCUCAAGUGGUUGCUGUGAAAAUGCAUACACUGAAAUUAUGAAUGCAUCUUUUGUGAGAUAUGUGAUUUAGUACCUUAGCCUCCCACUCAUCGUAUUGUGAAGUUGAAUACGGUGUAGUCAAUAAAUCAUUGAUUAUACAUUUAGCAAUGUAAUAUGAUAUAAAAUGUGGAUGGUGUAAAAUGUGUGAGUUGUCAUGCAUUUAACCUUAAUGCGUCAAUAUAAAAUUCAAAUGAAUAUCAUAAAAUAUAUUUCCUAACAAUUAUAAGCUUGGUAAAUGUAUGUCUAUUCUUAAUAUGGUGGAAGCAAGUAUAUGUACAGACUUUACUGCAAGAGUAGUUAUACUUAACUAAUUUAUAAUAAUGCAUUUAUAGAAAAAUAAAUAUAUAAUAGUCCCUAAAUACACUAUAUUUAUUUCACUAUGAACAUUUUACCAUAAAAAAAUAGUAUACACUAAAGCAUAAUAAAAUGACAUGCAAAUAGACCUAUUCUUUCAUUAUUUAAUCUUUAAUUAUAAUAUAACUUUAAAACAGUAAAAUUAUUUAGCAGAAUCAUAGAUUUUAUUUUGCACAUACUCAGUCUCUCAUUUUCCUAACCUCCCUCCACUUUAUGCUUGCACAUGUUCAUUUUAUGAUCAAAAUGAAUGCUACUAUUAUAUUUUAUAUAAAUAUAAUGUCAAAAGUUAAUUUGAAAAAGUUAAUUUUCUGUAGAGCUACACUGUAAAAACAUUGCUGUAUCUACCGUGAUUCUUAAAUACAGUUUUCUGUUAAAAAUUGUACAUUCUGGGAGAUCAAGUGCAGGCUCAAUGUUAAUUGACUAGUUUCACAGUAAAUAACUGUUGUAUGCAAGGCAUUAGUGGAAAAUGAACAUUCAAAAUCAUGAUAUCAUCUUGGUGAAAGCUAGUGACAUUUUGAAAUGUAUAUUUUAAAACCCCAAUGAACAUUUUAGUUUGUGGCACAUGGUUAUUGUUAAUGAUGUUUCUGACCAACUCCUCUGUUCUUUAUCUUCUCACAUCAGCAUUCACUUGUCUAUCUAAUGAAAAGUCAAAUAAUAAAAAAAAAUCAACCUUUAAAGCAAUGCACAUAUUAAAUGUAUAAUGUUGCCAGGAUUGAACAGUGUAUUUAAAAAAAAAAAAAAACAACAACAACCUGUACACAGUAAAAUAACAGCACUGCAUUGUGGGUUAUAAUGGUGAAAUACCCAUAAGCCUUUGUACUUGAAUAAGUAUGUAUGUAAAGCAUUUGGGCUACAAAAAGAAAAGAAAAAGAAAACAUGUACAAUAGUUUUCAUUCAGAAUAUAUUCAGUCUUAGUUUUAUUUAUUGUUGUUGGUUUGUUUGAAGUCGCCAUCAUGGGGAUUCGUGUUCUCAUGAGCUGGCACCUUAGACCUUCUUUGUUAUUAUGUUAUGUGUGUCCAGCCUAUCAAUUUGUGUUUAAGUAAAAAGUUGUUGCACUGUGCUACUUGGAAGACAAAUACAAAGGUUAGACUGAAUGUCUGAUUCUACCAUGCAAAUGCAUUAUAUGUGUUAAUAGUGAUGAAUUACACAUAAGAACUACAUCAGUAAAGGAUA
This is a messenger RNA of Xyrauchen texanus (razorback sucker), 2906 nucleotides long. Its product is annotated as mediator of RNA polymerase II transcription subunit 31. Lineage: Eukaryota; Metazoa; Chordata; Actinopteri; Cypriniformes; Catostomidae. Gene Ontology annotation, molecular function: transcription coregulator activity. The transcript is spliced from 4 exons. Gene Ontology annotation, cellular component: core mediator complex; mediator complex. The record is from RefSeq and is a predicted model, not a curated record. The coding region runs from base 117 to 527 and encodes 136 amino acids. Gene Ontology annotation, biological process: regulation of transcription by RNA polymerase II.